Molecule: messenger RNA, 3831 nt
Organism: Lachancea dasiensis
Lineage: Eukaryota; Fungi; Ascomycota; Saccharomycetes; Saccharomycetales; Saccharomycetaceae
Source: the annotation of a GenBank genome assembly
AUGGGCAGUCCGCAAGCAUUCUCUUGUUGUCAGUCCAACCUCUUUAGCACCAACACAGAGGAUAUAUUAAUCAAUAAUUCCGGGCUGACAAAAAUGCCAACAAAUUCUCCUAGCUAUACGGCCACCUUACAUGCGGGUGUCAGCUAUCCUAUCAAAAUUAUCACCCAUUUUGCGUAUGGCUACGCCCUUGGGGGGCCUAACCUACCCAUUUUGACCUACACCGGCCCUGGGCGCGAUUCGCCGAGCUCCGAUUUCAGCGGCCUAGUUUAUUUUUAUGCUGAUGCUCCAGCAUGUCCGCAGGUGCCAUCAACAUCCUCUGGUGUCACAGUAACUACUCAAAGGUGGACAGAAAGUUUUACCUCAAUUUCGACCUCAACCACAUUGUUUACUGCUACCGACGGAUACGUAGUCAAUGUGGAAGACUACUACGUACUGGCACCAACAACUGCUACCCUGUCGGGCCCUACUAUGGCCACCGACGGGUGGACAGGUAAUGGGACUUUCAUUUCGACAUCUACCACUUUUAUUACUGGCAGUGAUGGCUACGCUACGGAGUCUGAAGAUUACUAUUUAUUCACGCCGACAAGCACUUCUACGGUUCUAUCAAGUGAACCACUUGCUUCAGAUUCUGGUAGAGUCUCUGCCGUCCCAGAAUCUUUUACUAGUGGCUCAGUUUCGAUCUCUGAUGCAGGUUCAAUCUCCACUUCAGCUCCCAAUGAUACCUCAAUAUCGACUUCUGGCUUCGCGUCUGCCUCAAAUUCAGCUUCGGCUUCAGCCAUGAACUCCACACUCGGUUCUUCGACUUCCGCCGCUAGUCUAGCUUCGAUCACACGCUCUACCUUGGGCCCCGAUUCAACUUCUACUUUUGGCACCAACUCUUCAGUUAGUGUUUUUAGUUCUGCCUCUGGCUUAUCAUCGACCUCUAGUGCGCCGUCUACUCCAGUGAGUUUCAUUAGUUCAGGUUCGGUCUCGAUUUUAUCAUCUUCUUCUGGUUUGUCUUCGGUCUCCCGUUCCGCUGCCGACACUGCAUCAAUCUCAGUUUUGACAUCAACUUUGAACACAAACUUUACAAUUGGGUCGCUAGCCCCUGGUUCUACCUCUGGUUCUACCUCUGGUUCUACCUCUGGUUCUACCUCUGGUUCUACCUCUGGUUCUACCUCUGGUUCUACCUCUGGUAUAUCUUCGAUACCCGAAUCAACCUCCAAAUCGGGCUCUUCUGUAAGCCUCCUCUCAAGGCCUGCCAUAAGUAGUGGGACUGGGUUCUAUGGAAAUUCCUCUUCACUGGCUGUUCCCACCCGCUCAGGCAAUUUAAUCACGCUGUCGGACGCUAGCAUCAAAGGAUCCACGAGAGGGCUGACAGUCUCUGCUUCUGCUUCUGCUUCGUCAAUUGCCGGUUCUCACUCUGACGCAUCGUCUCCGUCCCUACCCACCUCAACUCUUGACUCCACUUCCACUUCCAGCCUCUCUGCCACUAAGAGCUCUUCUAUAAGGUCCGCAACUUCUGGUGCUCCUGUGUCUGGUUCAGGAUCUGCUUUGAUCUUCACACCAGGCUCAGCAUUAAAGUCAAUCCCCUCCUCUGAUUCUGCAACUUUCUCUAAAUCAGGUUCAACCUCAGGUUCAAUCUCAAGCUCAGCCUCAUCUGGCAGCCUGAGGUUCGGCACCACCUCGGAACACUCUAGUACAGUGUCCUCAAGCACCGAUUCUGUUUCCAGUUCAAUAUCUAUCUCCAAUUCUGAUAUACCAGUUUCUGAAUUGACGGUUAGCUCCGUUUCUGGAGUGAAUCCGACAUCUCUCCUUUCACUCUCCAUUUCAAUUCCCGAUUCUUCAACGUUGGGCUCUUCAGCUGUCACUUCCCCGGGAUUCACAUUGAGCUCGUCUGUCUCAAGUUCAACGCUUACAUCCACGUCUGAAGCAGCUCCUGCUUCUACCUUAGAGACAGGUUCAAGCUCUUGCUCCAGCUCCACCUCCGGCACAAACACCGCUCCUGCUUCUACCGGUUCCAUCUCCCAAUUUCUUGGCUCCAGCACCUCGGGUUCUAGUAUCGAGCUGUCAGAGCUACCUCUGACAUCUAAGGCCUCUGGUAUUUCACCUCCUAGCUCCAUAAAUUCCACCUCACUGACAAGAUCAAAGCCCAUUCUCGAAUCCACGUCUGUGCGUGGAUCCAGCUCCAUUUCAAAAGCUGGUGUAGUUACGUCCGAAUUGCCAAGCUCCAGUUCGUUAAGCUUUGGCCCCUCAAGUGCCAUAUCCACCUCUGUUUCUGCCUCUGUUCCUGCCUCUGUUCCCUCUGAUGUUUCUGAAUUCUCGUUGACAUAUAAUGCGAAUAUGUCGUCAGUCUCUCGUACUUCUCAUGCUGAAGUGACUUCACUGAUAAGUCUUCAGACUCCUGUUUCGGUUUCUGGCGUUCCGAUGUCUGAACCCAGUAGCUUCAACUCUGUCAUGCUGUUUGCUUCCAGUUCUAGCUCUGGACAUUCAAGCCCUGACAUCUCCUCAUCUCGAUCGCCCAGCACAGAGGCAGGCCCUACUUCCGAAGCCACAACCUACAAUUCUACUUAUAUUUCUUCUUUGGCCUCAGAGUCGGCCUCCGUUACCACAUCGUCAGAGUCAAGGACCAACAGCUUCUCUAGCGCGGCAUCCAAUCCCACUGAAACUGCUUUUGGGGCCAACGGAUGCAACCCUUCUGGACCUCGUCAACCUGGCUUUAGAGUACAAUCCAUCAACUCGACACGUCUCUCGUUAUCAGGCUCUCGGAACUUAAUUGAGUUCAACCCCACGAACCGUAGUGAUGUGGAGGUAGUGUAUCUCACUGACCUCAGCAUCAGUGUUGCUGGAACGGUGCAAAUUGAAGGCUAUUUCAAACCAACAACAAGCGGGCCACACACUUUUUAUCUGGAGGGCACCAACUCCAUCCUAUUACUUGGUGACGGCAAGGCCUUCGAGUGUGGAAACUCUGAGGUAUUUAGCACUAGUAGCAACAGUAUCGAUGCUCAGACUUCCACCUUCUUCAAAAGGUCCCGUUUUUUUAGAAGAUCAAGUCCGGACUACACUGCACACCUGGAAGCAGGCAUCAGCUAUUCUAUUCGAGUCGUGACCUCCAGCCAGACGCCCGUUUCUAGAAUUUUAAGCUACGCUGGUCCUGGUGUAACGCAGACCACAGACUUCAGUGGAGUCGUGUUCUGGUAUGAUGAUGUGCAAUCAUCUAGCGAGGCCACAUCUGGUGUUGUCUCGACCAUUUCUAGUUCAAGUGGGCUCAACACACGUACUUUAGGCUUCUCUACUUCUGACAAUGGGACGAGCAUCGGGGAUCAUGGUCAACGCAGCACACAACUUUUGAGCUCUACCUUAAAAUUUUCCUUGUCAAGCGGAAUGCAAAGUGUCACCUCUACUUUAAGCUCACCAUCGGCGUCAAGUAUGUCUUCACAGACCUCUAAGAGCAUCUCUACUCUCCCACUGGCAACCAACGAAGUAUCUACUCUAUGUUCAACAAGUGGCCAACCAACGGAAUUUUUGAUGUCUGAUGCCACGGUGUCUAAGACGAUGGGGGUCCCUAAGCCAAGCAGUGCCCUCAAUAGUGGACAGAGUGCUGUCUCUAAUUACAACAUAGGCAAGACGUCCAAGGUUGUGAACUCCCCUUCCCAAAGUAGUGCGCGUUUGGACACUGCUACCGCCGCCAGCUUCUCCGAAGGUCAGUUACCAAGUGCAGGAACCAGCGAACUCGGCAGUAGCUCAGCUUAUUCUACGAAGAGUGUAGGAUCCGGGAUGUCCAGCUUCGAGGGUAAAGCCAACCGGAUCAAAGCAGGUCUACUGUUUGCGCUACCCUUGGCUCUAUUGUGA